Messenger RNA from Rasamsonia emersonii CBS 393.64, 1002 nucleotides. RefSeq lists its product as uncharacterized. The transcript is spliced from 3 exons. NCBI's taxonomy places the organism in Eukaryota, Fungi, Ascomycota, Eurotiomycetes, Eurotiales, Trichocomaceae. The coding region runs from base 1 to 1002 and encodes 333 amino acids. The record is from RefSeq and is a predicted model, not a curated record.
AUGGAGCCUCCUCUCUCAUCUCCGCAAGUUGCGGAAGGCAGGUCUCGGCUCGGUGGUCUCCGCACACAGAUCUCGUCAUUAUUUAGGAGCAACGGUCGGUCACAGGUCCUCGAUGGAACCCCUCCCAUCGAAGAACAUCCGGCGUCGAGAAACAAGAAUCGUCGAGGUUUUCGAUUUCGCGGGUCCCGGGAUGAAGGCCCAGCCCUUCCAGGGAACGUGGCUACAGUGCAACAUAGACCAUCCCCCUCUUCAGCACAAGGAGACACUGUUCCUGCUCCUAUUUCACCAGAAAAUUCCUCCACAUCACUGCCUUCAUCCAGUCGUCGCACACAUUAUAUCGGAGCUUGGGUCCGAAGACCGCGGAGGAAACAUCCAUGUGUUGGCGGGACGUCGUAUCGGACUGCCCUGAAGGACAAAGUCGUCCGGAAGAAUUUUGUGUCAUGCAUUAUAUCAGGACUCUUACUUGUAAUAGUGGUGGCAAUCUACCUGGGAUUUGCCGUAUCAUCCACCUCGGUUGAAGAACAGGAGUUCCACAUAUUGUUGAUUCUCCUGAUUAUGAUUUUCACAAUAUUUUUCUGCCACUCACUCGUUCGCACUUGUAUGCUGGCGACGCGUGUUGCAAAACAUGGAUCCUCUCUAAACCGGGUGCCCAGUACGGUUGGUCCGCUGGGCUAUGCGCAGCCAGAACGCCCUAUUCCUGUCAUCCUCGCUCGUGAUGAAGAGAUAAUGGCAGGGGACCAGGAAGCCGGGAAGGUGCUUCCUCCUCCACCAGCAUACGGUCUUUGGCGAGGCAGUGUGAGGAUAAACCCCGACCUGAUCUUCUGGCAACGAGUCGAUGAGUCCAAGAUGUCAAAUCGGAACGAGAGUGAGCAGCGCAGGCCGUCUACUGCCACCCGUCCCCCAAGUUACGCCUCUGAUAAUGGAGUGGAUUAUGUUAUUGAUGCGCAGCCGAGAUCUACGGCUCCAGGCUCUUACCCAUCAAGACACGAUUCACCUCGAUAG